Molecule: messenger RNA, 1566 nt
Organism: Peronospora matthiolae
Lineage: Eukaryota; Oomycota; Peronosporomycetes; Peronosporales; Peronosporaceae
Source: the annotation of a GenBank genome assembly
AUGGGCGCAAAACACUCGCGGCUCUCGCCCACGUCUCAGUCGAAGAACGAGACCCGUCCAAGCUCGGCCAGGCCCAAUGGAAACGUACCGGCCAAUGAGAUCUCGGCAGAAGCGCGUGCCGAGUUCACGGUCGCCGACAUUUGUUGCCCUGCAAACACGCGACGUGCGCAAACACUUCGAGCCAGCGACAACGACCGGUUCUGUAAGUAUCGGAACUACUUCAAGAACCACCACAUGUCACUGGCUCGAGAAGUAGGACGCAAAACCAGCAAGAGCAAGGCCGAGUUGCUACAAUGGGUCGAAGACGCCGUGGGUCCACUAGAAGGAGGCGAUAAACUCACGAAGGACGAGAUUCUGGAGAUAGCCAUGGUCUCGGCAGCUCUUACCGAGUACAGCGAGUCAGCACUGGACAAAAUGUACGCGAGAGGGGAGCUGGAUGCCCUUCCUAAUGUACCGCUACAUACGCACAAUAUGCGCAUGCCGGCAACGCAGCAGGCGUGCCGGAACAGCUCGAACGCCGCAAAUAAGGACAAACUGGAGGCUGCCCAUUACAUUGGACUGGAGGUCAUGCUUCGGCUGAAUGAACGUCUGCCUGUGGAGCAUCGCAUGGGAGAAGAGUUGCGCCAGAUUCUCAAUCAUUCGAGCAACCUCCGCCUCAUGCUGGCAACGAGCAAUCAGAUUCUGCACAAGAAGGUGGACGCGAUGCUGAUCAACGCCAAAGAAGCUUCCGGAGCUUUGGAAGGUACUACUGGCCGCGACAAACAACUUACAAAGAUCUCGACGCGUGAGUACGACCGCCUGAUCCAGAUUGCCAAGCACGCUCAAGACGAUAUCUUCCAAGACGCGAUGAUUGCAGCCAAAGGUCAUCAUUUGUAUGUAAGCUUGCGCCGACAGUUUAAUUUGCUCGACAUUGGCGACCGACCCGUGCUGUGGGAUCUAUCAAAAGACAAGUCUGAGCUCCAACGACCCGUACAUCGUGGAUCCCGCUCACCUUCGCCAGUAAGAGGGCAGCUUGUAGCUCCUCCGUCACCAGCAAAGAAGCCGGAUCCGGAGUCCAGAAUCAGAAACAGUGCUGCGUCAAGUACAUCCGCGUCUCCUGAGAAGCAUCAUCGCAACCCGUUUUCUCACUUAGCAGCCAAAAUAUUCCGAUCACGCCAAAAGAAAAAAGAGAUGCAGGCAUGCAUUCCCACUUUAACGACAAGCCAAAUGCCCAGAAGGCCUCCACGACCCGUAGCACCUACGACUUCGGCCAAGCCGAAAACGAAGAAACCUUUGACGAAGACAAAAGUGACGCUGCGAAAUGAAAACCAAAGCAAGUCGAAGCCGAAAGUCAAACGAAAACCUCAAGCUGCGCUCGCUGCGAAGAAGACAGCAAAACAAUCGGUUUCAAGCUCAAGUCAAGAGUCUUCUUAUCGCGACAGCUUCUCGUCUUCUGAUGACAGUGAUCACACCGACGUCGGUGUGAUCCAAACGGACGACCGUGUCUAUCAUGUUGGCCCUCGCGGAGGCACGUAUUACGUCAACGAGAGUGGCAAGAAAGUGUAUACGAAAGAAGCCGGCAAGUGA